UAUAAACGGCUCCCAAAAAGCCGUUUCUACAGUUUCUUCAUCUUCCUAUCUCUACAAAAUAUACCUAUGAAGGCUCAUGUAUGAAUUUUAACUAUUCUUUUAUCAAGAUGUGGUGGGUUGUUUAUAUGGAGUUGGUGAUAUGGAGAGCGCUGGAUCGAAGUGGAGAAAAAGAGACAUCCAAAUUGUUACUGAUUAGUACAACAUACACGUACAAGUAGAAGACAAUACCGGAAAAACUACUUUUGUCUUAUUCAAUGACAUGGCUGAGAAACUCCUUGAUACAUCAGCUCACAAGUUGUUUAACAAGCUAUCAUCGUUAGAUAACAACGAUGUUCCUGCCCACAUUCAAAGCCUUUGUGGGAAAGAUUUGAUUUUUAAGCUUAAAUUAAACAGUUACAAUUUGAAAGAGAGGCUUGAAAAUUUUACUGUAUCAAAGCUUUGGAUUGCAGAUGAAAAAUUAGAAUUAGAGUACAAGCUGAUGAAAGAGAAAAAGAAUUUGAUAGAGGAUGAAAGUGAGCCAAAAGAUCGCGUUCCCAAAGAACUGUCCACAGAAAAGGUAUCUUUUGACAUCUUAUUGGAUAAAUUAGAAGAUCAUGAGGAAGAAGUGCAUGUCAUUGAUGGGGCUAACAGUAGGAAAAGAAGAAACCUAAUCAUAGAGGAAGAUGACUUAAUUGAUGAAGACACAAAUAAGUUCAAGAAGUAGAG
Messenger RNA from Capsicum annuum, 705 nucleotides. RefSeq lists its product as uncharacterized. The record is from RefSeq and is a predicted model, not a curated record. Lineage: Eukaryota; Viridiplantae; Streptophyta; Magnoliopsida; Solanales; Solanaceae.